Messenger RNA from Closterium sp. NIES-65, 1065 nucleotides. NCBI's taxonomy places the organism in Eukaryota, Viridiplantae, Streptophyta, Zygnematophyceae, Desmidiales, Closteriaceae. The record is from the annotation of a GenBank genome assembly.
AUGAGUCAGUUCAACGUUUCGUUUUGGGCCAUCGUGCUACUGUCGGCGUUGGCCAUUUCCACCUUCUCGGCCACCGAUGCGCAGUCUUACUUGGCGACUCGCGCGCAAGCCGUCAGAAAGGCCGCGAGCGACGCGGACGCGCUUGCGCUUACAGCGCAGGCGGAAUACAACGAAAAGCUCAGGGCGGAAAACACGGCAAAGAAGGCCGUUGACGAUGCGGACGCGGAUCUGAACGCUGCGCAGACGGAGCUCUCGAACAAGAAGAAGCAGCUUGAUGAUACCAAGGCAAAGGGCGAGAAGGCACGCCAGGACAUAAUUAAGUUCAAGCAGACAGUGCGCGACGAGCAGGAGUAUAACGACGACCUCGAAAUGGAUGUCGGCGAAGCGGAUAACGACGAGAAGGAAUUCGCAAAGGAUAUCGUCGACGCCCAGGCGCGCGCGAAUCUCACGGCGGAUCUGCUGACGGAGCAGAACGCGAUCGUGAAGGAGGCGACUGACGACUCUACGUACUACGCGCGGCUCGCGACGAAGCUCAAGACACCCCAGGCGCAAGCGGAUGCGCUCGAGGCGCAGUCGAUUCGCACUCAGGCGGUUCGGAUCCAGGGCGCGCUUGUGAAGCAGGCGCAGCGAGCCGUUGAGCGCGUCGGUAGGAUGCAGUUUGAGUGGUCUGCGACCAGUAAGGACAAAACCGAGACCAGGAAGAAGGCUGACGAUCACAAGGUUGUGUUGAACAAGGCUAAGAAGGACGCCGCCGACGCCGAGACGGCUUACAACUCGGCUACUGUCGAAGCUAAGAACAUCGACGCGGCGAUUAGGCAGCAAGCCAACGUGGUGGUCGCGAAGACCAAGGUCGCGAAAGACGCGCGAAUUCCGUUGGUGAAGGCGUCUACCGCUCGGGCUCAAUCCGAGACCAAGUUCACCGCGCUCAAGUCGCGCGCUGACGGGUUCAAGGCGGCUGCGGAGAAGGCGGAGAAAGAGCUCGCCGACAACGAGGCCAGAAAAUGCCUGCUCGAGCCUACCUUGGGCUUUGGCUCUUUGCCUUGGGAGCGCACUGUCUUUGUCUGA